Messenger RNA from Caenorhabditis remanei, 1185 nucleotides. RefSeq lists its product as uncharacterized. The record is from RefSeq and is a predicted model, not a curated record. The transcript is spliced from 9 exons. NCBI's taxonomy places the organism in Eukaryota, Metazoa, Nematoda, Chromadorea, Rhabditida, Rhabditidae. Bases 1 to 1185 code for a protein of 394 amino acids.
AUGUCCACAUUCGAACGGCAGAUUCUGAAAAACAAAGACAAUCUGCUCACUUUCGAGGCGACAAUUUCCGAUAUUCAUGAAAAACUUCCGCAGAGGAAAAAACAAAUCGACGAAAUCAUGAAAUCACUGAACGAAAAACGUCGUGAAGUACUCCAAAAACAGAAUGAAAUUGCGGGUUUUCGAUUGAAUCGAACCGAGAAUUCAAUGAAAUCGAAGUUGGAAAAAACGAAAAAGAAAUUGGAUGAGAUGAAGAAGAAAAAGAUUGUGCAGGAUAAGAAAAUCAGUCGGUUGCGAGCAGAUAUUGCAAAAAGUGAAAAGAGUUUCGAUAAAGUGGAACGAGAGAUUCAUAAGGAGAUACAACGCCAAAUAGAAAACGAGUCGAAAAAAGAGGAAAUCGAGAGGAGAAUCAAGAUAUUUGAAGUGGAGAAUUCUGGAAUUUCAGACGAAUUUCAGAAGUUAUUAGUCAGUCUGAAAGAGGAUACAGAGGGAAGAGGAAAAACAACAGAAAAACGGACAGGAGAGCUGGAAGUUUUGAUAUCAAAAGGAGCGAAAUAUCUGGAAAAAUUGGAUGAAAGAAUCCGAAGUUUGAAAGAAAUGAAGGUGGAAAAGUCUGGAAAUCUGGAAAUUAAAGAAUCUCUGCAAAAGACAGCAGAAGAGUACCAGCGAGAAGCCGAUCGAUCUGCGCAGAAUCUUCGAAAUGCUGAAAAUAUUCGAUUAUCGGAAUUGAACAGACAAGAAAAAAAGCUGCAACCUUCUAUAAUUAUUGAGUCGAAAGAUGAGAAACGGGAGAAAGAAUAUCUGGAGAAAAAAGAGAAAUUGAUUGAAAAAAUCAAUCAACUCGAAAAAUCAACAGAUGAAAAGAAGGAGGAAUUGGAAAGAAUUCGAAGACGUACUGAAUUCCUCAAGAGACAAUUGAAAUCUUACAGUGAGUUGGACUUGGUUCAGUUUGAGAACGAGAAAACUGAAAAAGGAGCAGAAAUCCGCAAUUUGAAGAGAAGAUGGCACGAACAAGUGAUGGCUUUGAAUGCUUUGAAUAAGAAGCUUCAACAAAGAGUUCUUCAACGAGAAGCGGCGAUGACCAAGGCGAAUAGUGUCAUACAUUUGACAACCAAUGUUCGAGACGAAAGAAAUCGAGAGAUUGAAGAACUGCAGAAGGAGAUGGCGAAGACAAGAAUGAAGCUGUGA